GUACCUAUAAGAGCAUCAAAUUUCCACAAACUCAAGCCCCUCCUUUUUCUCUCUCCUUCUUUCUUUCUCUCUCCAAACCCCCCCCCCAAAAUCCCCCUAAAAUGGAACCCCCCGCCUCCGCCCCCCACGGCGGCUCCAUCUCUUUCCACCGCCGCCACAACCGCUACCGUCGCUCCCGCCACCUAUCCGGAAUCCAUGGACUCCUCGCCACGCUCCCGCAAUACGGACUCAUGGGACGACCCAGCUCCUCCACCAACUCUCCACUCAAAGCUCCGCCUCAUGUGCAGCUAUGGUGGCACCAUCGUCCCUCGUCCCCACGACAAAGUCUUAUGUUACAUCGGCGGCGACACUCGUAUGGUCGUCGUGGACCGCCACACUUCCCUCUCCUCUCUUCACCACCGCCUCUCUUUUUCUCUUCUCCAUGGCCGCCCCUUUACUCUCAAGUAUCAACUACCCUCCGAAGAUCUCGACUCGCUUAUCUCGGUUACAACCGAUGAAGACCUUGAAAACAUGAUCGAUGAAUACGACCGUACUUAUUCCCAAACAACGUCGUCAAGCAAGUCCUCCCGUAUUCGCCUCUUUCUUUUCCCUCUCAAUCCGGAGGGAACCCCGGCGACUUCCCACUCAAUUGGGCCGAUUAUUAACAAUUCGACCAAGUCCGAUGAAUGGUUUCUUAACGCGUUGAAUGGGGCAGGGUUGUUGAACAGAGGGUUUUCGGAUUCGGCGACGAAUGUGAAUUGUUUGUUGGGAUUGGAUGAUGAUCGUCAGGGAAAUGUUGAAGUUGGUUUGAAAGAUGAAGGGAGUGGGAGUCAGAAGAAUAUGAAUUUGAAAAAUCAAGAUGUUCAUUCGGUUCCUGAUUCUCCUAUGCUUGAAACUACUUCUUCUUUUGGUUCAACUUCUUCGUCUCCUUUGCUUGCUAACUUGCCUCCUAUUCGAGUCCACGCCGAGGAUCAGAAGGAGAAUAAAGUGGUGGGGGUUGAGGAGCAGUUUGCUCAAUUUACUGUGAGUGCUGCUGCUGCUGCUGCUGGAGGUGGAGGGGGAGGGGUGAAGCAGCAGGAUGAAGGAUUUGUGGUUUUGUCAUCGCCGCCGCCGAUGCCGGUGGGCAUAGCUGUUUCCGGUGGUGGGGUGGGUUUGAGUUCGGGUGUGGUUCCUGGGGAAUAUACCAAUCGGGGUUUUUCGGAUGAUGAGAGAUCGGAUCAUGGGGUUCCUGUUGGGUAUAGGAAACCGCCACCUCCGCAGUCACAGCCUCAGGGUUUGCCUCUUCAUAAUCAGCAGAAGUCCAGCAGUGGUCAUGAUUUGGCUUCGCCGGAUUCUGUCUCAAGUGAUAGUAGUUUUACAAAUCCAUUGUCACGCCAAAAACCUAUGAUUUAUCAAGACCCGGUUGCUCAAAUCCCACCUGGAGCUAACAGGGUUGCUGCAAACCCUGUUGAUCCAAAGCUUAAUAUCUCUGAUCUGAACACAAAUGCUCGGAUUCAGAUUCAACAACCAGUUCAGGAUUCUGGUUAUAUAUUGCAGCAAACCCCAUUUGAUCAACAGCAACAGCACCAACCACAACCACAGCAACAACAGCAAUUCUUACACGCUGGUGCAGCACAUUACAUUCAUCAUCACCCCGCUGGGGCAGUGCCAAUCUCAGCUUAUUAUCCUGUAUAUCCUUCCCAACAGCAACACCAUCAUCACCCUCACGCACAGAUUGAUCAGCAAUAUCCUGUGUAUUAUGUGUCUGCAAGGCAACCCCAAGCUUACAACUUGCCUGUCCAGCAACCUAGUAUUAGUGAAGCCACUACUGCAAUCCCAUCUAGCCAUCCUCAGACUCCUCCGAAUCCUGCCAUGGUUCCUCCUCCUGCAGCAUACAACCCUAUGAGAAAUGCUCCUAUUAACAAAACUGAAAUGGCUGCUGCCACAGGAAUGUACAGAACAACAACUACUGGUACUCCGCAACUGGUUCAAGUGCCAAACAGUCAGCAUCAGCAACAAUAUGUGGGGUACUCUCAGAUUCAUCAUCCAUCACAGUCUGUUGCUCCUACCUCCGCUGCAACUGCCACAUAUGCUUAUGAAUUCUCAGAUCCUGCACAUGCUCAGAUAUACUACACUCAGCCUUUGGCACCCACAAUGCCUUCUCAGUACCAAACCAUGACUGCAGCUGCUGCAGUAGUAUUGCCAGAUGGAUCUUCUCAGCUUACGACUGAUAGCAUCAAGCCGCAGAUCAGAACUUCACAGCCAAUAUAAAUCUGUCAAGAAGAAAGCAACAACAAUUUUGAAGGAAGGGUUUGGUUUAUAUCUUUAAAUUCUGUUUUAGUGUCUGCCUUGUUAUUGUUAUUGGUUUGUGAUAUGUAUUGGUCAAGGAUAAUAAGGAACUCUGGUGGUUUUUUACUAUCUCGUGUAUGUCAUAUUGUUGUUAUUGUCAUAGGAAAUCAAAGUCAUCUGAAGAUUAUACUGUAACAGCUCAAACUCAUAUAUUGUGUGCUUUGUGCAGUUCAUAUGUCAGUUACAUAAUAAUGGUUAUACAAAUAGCAAAAGCUUAAAGUUAAUUGGUUCUUA
This is a messenger RNA of Theobroma cacao (cacao), 2541 nucleotides long. It is a transcript of the gene PDE331, whose product is annotated as Octicosapeptide/Phox/Bem1p family protein. Gene Ontology annotation, molecular function: protein binding. The record is from RefSeq and is a predicted model, not a curated record. NCBI's taxonomy places the organism in Eukaryota, Viridiplantae, Streptophyta, Magnoliopsida, Malvales, Malvaceae.